This is a messenger RNA of Nerophis lumbriciformis (worm pipefish), 984 nucleotides long. The record is from RefSeq and is a predicted model, not a curated record. Lineage: Eukaryota; Metazoa; Chordata; Actinopteri; Syngnathiformes; Syngnathidae.
AUGGAUGGCACUCGUAGUGGAGUUCAGGUUGGAGAAAACAAGUUCAUCAGCAAGGCAACCAUCCUCUCGCAUCUGAAAACAUACAACAUUUACUAUGAAGGACAGAAUCUACAACUCCGGCACAGAGAGGAAGAGGGGGAGCUGAUUGUUGAGGGCCUGUUGAACAUCUUUUGGGGUCUCCGGCGACCAAUCAGGCUUCAGAUGCAGGAUGACCACGAGCGCAUCCGACCGCCUCCUUCCUCCACAUCCUGGCACUCGGGUUGCAUUCUGGACAGUCAAGGUUCCCCAAACAGCACAGAUGGUCAACAAGCACCUCAGGCAGCUCCGCCGAUGGUGCAGGUGACGCCGCCAGACAACCAAUCAGAAGACAACGGCGUGAUGGAGCAACACACGGAAGAGGACAGUGAGAAUUCUGCUCAACUCCUCAGAACGAAGAGUGACGCCGGGGUACUAAGGCGAGUCCACCGCCGCUCCCCUAGCGACCAGAGGAAGAUCCGUCGCCAUCGCUUCUCCAUCAACGGUCACUUCUACAACCACAAAACUGCUGUGUUCACGCCCGCUUUUGGGUCAGUGACCAAUGUUCGCAUCAACAGCUGCAUGACAACGCCGCAGGUGCUGAGAGUUCUCCUCAACAAGUUUAAGAUUGAAAACAGCCCUGAUGACUUCGCACUCUACCUCGUCCAUGCCAGUGGAGAGCGAGUGAAGCUGAAGCGCAGCGACUUCCCUCUGGUGUUGAGAGUCAUGCAGGGUCCUUGCGAGCAAGUGUGCAAACUCUUCCUCAUGGAGGAGGACUUGGGAGAAGAAGUCACUUAUGACGUGGCGCAGUACAUCAAGUUUGAGAUGCCCGUGCUGCAAAGCUUUAUCAUCAAGCUUAAGGAAGAGGAGGACAGAGAAGUGCAAAAGCUGAGGAGAAGGUACAAUGUCCUUCGCUGCAUCAUAGAGAAGCAACUGGGCUGCCUGCCAGAAGGUCCCGAGUGUAUGUGA